AUGGGGAAGAAGGACUUGAUUAAGUGCUUGUCUAGAAGGAAGUUAUAUAAUUAUGAUGGUAGUGGUGAUAGCAAUGGUGGUGGUAGUGGUAAUCAUGGUAGCAGUGAUAGUAAUAAAGGUAGCAUGAAAGUUAGUGGCUGUAGUGAUAGUGAUGGCAAUGGUUGUAGUGUUGACAAUGGUGACAGUGGAGGUUGUAUCUGCAGUGGUAAUAGUGGCACUGUUGACAAUGGUAGUAUUUGUGGUAGUAGUGUUGGCAGUGGUGUUAGUGUGACAGUAGUGUUGGCAAUGUUAGUAGUGGCAGUAAUGGUAGUAUUGACAGUGGUAUUAGAAGUUCUGACAGUGAUGGGAUUGCAAUGA
Octopus sinensis (East Asian common octopus) is the source of this 357-nucleotide messenger RNA. Its product is annotated as loricrin-like. The record is from RefSeq and is a predicted model, not a curated record. The transcript has 2 exons. Bases 1 to 357 code for a protein of 118 amino acids. NCBI's taxonomy places the organism in Eukaryota, Metazoa, Mollusca, Cephalopoda, Octopoda, Octopodidae.